Molecule: messenger RNA, 1141 nt
Organism: Bombyx mori (domestic silkworm)
Lineage: Eukaryota; Metazoa; Arthropoda; Insecta; Lepidoptera; Bombycidae
Exons: 2
Coding region: 148-879 (243 amino acids)
Source: RefSeq, a predicted model, not a curated record
GACAUGCAUUUCGACAGAUAUCAUAUUUUCUAAGGCACACCCGUUUUGUGCUAAAGGUAAACACAAUCCAACUAUUUAUUCAAGAAGUAUAUAAAAUACAAAAAACUUAUAGUUUUGCCAUUAGUUUCGAAAAAAAUAUCGGCGAAUAUGAAGUCAAAAUGGUUGUUGCUGUUGGUCGUGGUGGCCGUGACGUAUGUCGAAGCUGCUCCUGCUCCUUUGACACUUGACCCAGUUCUAAAUACAUUAGGCCUUGGUGGUGGUGGUUGUGAUGGCGGCCACGGUGGGGGUGGAGAUGGAGAUAAUGGGAACGGUGACGAAGGGGAAGGGGGAGACGAUAGAGGCACUGGAGUAGACAACCCUGGUGAUGAUGGUGAUGAUGGUGGAGAUGGCGGUGGUGACGAUGGAAACGAUGGUGGAGAUGGAGGAGACGGUGGAGAUGAUGGUGGAGACGAAGGAGAAGGAGGAGACGGCGGUGACGAUGGAGGAGAUGAUGGCGGAGACGAAGGAGAUGGAGGAGAUGGUGGUGACGAAGGAGAAGGCGGAGAUGGUGGAGACAAUGGAGAAGGCGGGGAUGAUGGUGGUGAAGGCGGGGAUGAUGGUGGUGAAGGGGGAGAUGGAGGAGAUCGGGAUGGAGAAGGCGGAGAUGGUGAUUGUGAAGGGGGAAAUGGCGGAGAUGAUGGAGACGGAGGAAAUGAUGGUGGAGACGGCGGAGAUGACGGAGGUGACCAAAGAGAAGGUGGAGCAAAUGGGGGAGAUGGAAAUUGCAGCAACUGCCAAAAAGGCAGGCCAGCUGCAGCCGCAGCAGCGGCAGCUGGCGGCGGUGCGGCCGUAGCAGCUGCCGGCGGUAGUGCGGCAGCCGCGGCGGCAGGCAGUGCUUAGCACUGAACCAAGUUUGAUUUUUUAAGUGAUAAAAUCUAAAAAAAUACAGUACACCGUUUUGCUUAUUUCAUUAAAUUAUAUACGUCGAUGUUGCACGAACAAAUCUAGUUUAAAUUUAGCACAAUGUCAUUUAAUUUUUCCCUAUGCUUUUAUAUUUGAUUAAACAAAGCCAUUUGAACGGUAUACACUUGUAAUGUUAACUACCCGUGUUUUUGUUUUAAUUCUGUAUUUUACUUUCCAAUAAAAAAAUGUGUUGCUGUGA